AUGAACAGAAACUACUCGUCCCGCAGCCUCUGGUCAGAGACGGGUCAGGGGACAGUGUGCGGGCAGCAGGCGGGCGGCAAAGGAGAGCGGCAGGCGGCUUUUGGCUUCGGCUCCGGCUCCUCCGGCUCCGAGGUCGCGGCGUUGUCCCGGUCGCGGUGUCUGCAAGCGGUCUGCGUGCUCAACGAGACGGCCAAGCCGCAGAGCACGGAGUGGGGAGCGUUGCAGUGUCUGGAGCGGGCGUGCCGGAGCGUGGACACCGAGCUCACCAUCUUCCCUUUUGGGAAACUCGACUUCGGGGAGGCGAUGGUCCUCGACUCGUUCUACAAUGCAGACAUUGCAGUGGUGGACAUGAGUGAUGUUUUCAGGCAGCCUACGCUCUUUUAUCACCUGGGCGUGCGAGAAAGCUUCAACAUGACAAAUAACAUUAUCCUCUAUCACAACACUGACCUGGAAGGUGCCCAGUCACUUAAGGCUGUUAGCAGCAAUUAUCAUUUUAUCCCCUACGUGACAACAGCAAAUGAUGAUUUUCUGUGCUGCGAGAAUGACGUUCAACGGAGGGCCACUGAGUACUUACAACCAAACUGGGACAACCUUCUCGGACCCUUCUGUCAACCAUUAGUGGAGAAACUGAUCAAUCUUCUGAAAGAUAUUGAUGUUACUUCGAGCACGUACCUGAAGAAAACUCUGCUGAGUGACAUUAGAAAUGCAAGGGAGAAAUACCAAGGGGAAGAGCUGGCCAAGCGACUGUCUGCCAUUAAGUUGCGUAUCGAAAGCACAGAGGUCAUCACGCCCGACGUCAUCAUAAACCUUCUUUUCUCAUACAGGGACAUCCAGGAUUAUGAUGGCAUGGUGAAGCUGGUGGAAAUGCUGGAGGCUCUGCCAACCUGUGACCUGACUGAUCAGCACAGCAUCCGGUUUCAUUAUGCAUUUGCAUUGAACAGGCGGAAUCAACAGGGUGACAGAGAAAAAGCUUUAAGAGUAAUGCUUGAGGUCCUGGAGUCAUGUGGCCAGCCUGCCCCCGAUAUGUACUGCCUGUGUGGAAGAAUUUACAAAGACCUCUUUCUCGACUCGUACUACAAGGAUGUAAUCAGCAGAGAUAAUGCAAUUGAAUGGUACCGCAAAGGCUUUGAGCUCCAACCAACUCUAUAUUCUGGCAUUAAUUUGGCAGUCCUCCUAAUCGCUGCUGGCCAGCAGUUCGAAAGCUCAAUGGAGUUGAAAAAAAUUGGCAUGAGAUUAAACAGUCUGCUGGGGAGAAAAGGGAGUCUGGAUAAAAUGAACAACUACUAUGAUGUGGGCCAUUUCUUCACUGUCAGCAUGUUGGCCAAAGACAUCAACAAGGCUGUCCUGGCAGCAGAGAAGCUCUUCAAACUCAAGUCCCCUUUCUGGUACUUGAGAUCAGUAGUUCAGAACCUAAUGUUAUUGCAGCAAUUCCAGAAGAUGAACAUUGAUCAUUCCCCCAAACAGGAGUGUCUCAAUUUCUGGAUGGACAUCAUUGUGGAAGCAACUAAGACCAACAGCACUGGAUUACGUUUCCCUGUUCUUAUUCUAGAGCCAACCAACAUCUAUCAGCCAUCCUACAUAUCAAUAAAUAGUGAAGCAGAAGAAAAGACAAUCUCCAUAUGGCAUGUCUCUUCUGAGGUAAAGGGGAUUUAUGAAUGGAAUUUUACAUCCUCAUCAAUCAAAGGGAUAAGCAUUUCGAAAUGUGAUGAACGCUGCUGCUUCCUCUAUGUCCAUCACAACUCUGAUGACUUUCAGAUCUACUUCUCUACCGAGGCACAGUGCAGCAGGUUUUGCCGCUUGGUAAAGGAAAUCAAUGACGAAGCAGCAAGAGGCGCAGAACUGGAUAUUGAUGCUGAGGGAGAGACACUGGAGUAUGAGUACGAGUACGAAGAGUCUGAAGAACGGGUGGUGUUGGGAAGAGGAACGUAUGGAGUGGUUUACGCUGGGCGGGAUCUCAGCAAUCAAGUGAGAAUAGCCAUCAAAGAAAUACCGGAGAAAGAUGGUAGAUACUCCCAGUCUCUUCAUGAAGAGAUAGCUUUGCACAAGUAUCUUAAGCACCGAAAUAUUGUCCAGUACCUUGGUUCAGUUUCAGAAAAUGGCUAUAUCAAGAUCUUUAUGGAACAAGUACCAGGGGGGAGCCUUUCUGCACUCCUCAAAUCAAAGUGGGGUCCCUUGAAAGAUAAUGUAUCCACCAUUGUGUUUUACACCAGACAGAUACUGGAGGGUCUAAGCUAUCUUCAUGAGAACCAGAUUGUGCAUCGAGACAUUAAGGGAGAUAAUGUUCUUGUAAACACAUACAGUGGUGUGGUGAAGAUUUCAGACUUUGGAACAUCGAAGCGAUUGGCAGAAGUGAACCCUUGUACUGAAACGUUUACUGGCACAUUACAAUACAUGGCUCCUGAGAUCAUGGACAAGGGUCCCCGAGGUUAUGGUGCCCCAGCAGAUAUUUGGUCUCUGGGCUGUACUAUCAUUGAAAUGGCAACUGGCAAACCACCCUUCUACGAAUUGGGGGAGCCUCAAGUAGCUAUGUUUAAGGUUGGGAUGUUUAAAAUACACCCUGAAAUCCCAGAAUCUAUGCCAACAGAUGCAAAGUCCUUUAUUGUCCGCUGUUUCGAGCCUGAUCCUUCCAAACGAGCCACCGCUGCAGAGCUGUUGAAGGAUCCCUUCCUCAGGAAGACUAGUUGGGGAAAGAAGAAUAAAGUUGCCUUCAAACAGACUGAGUCCAAUCGAAACAUCUCUCUUCCUAUCCUGGGCCCGGGUGAAAACCAAGGCAACAGUGGCAGUGAUCCUGGAUCAACAUCACCAGACUUUGACACAAAGCAGAACCCAUUCUUUGAGAAAAAUGAAAGAACGAAUUCAGACAAUCAGAUCAGAGUUUCAGGGUCUCCUUUUCUGAGUCUCCCUGAUGAAUCUUCAUCCACGGACGAUCGGAGCAGUCCUGUUUCCUCUGAUGAGAUAGACACAAGCCUAUUCCUGCUAAAGAACGACAGCAAGCGCAGAUGCCUUCUCUACAAAAUUCUGAAUGUGGACCAGGAUAAGGUUGUUUCCAACUUGCUGGAAAAUCUGCACCAGGGUCAUGAAGAGCUUAAACUGUCAGUUGAUCACAUAAAGCAGAUAAUCAGCAUCCUGCGGGAUUUCAUUCGCUUUCCGGAGCAGAGAGUGAUGGCCAGUGCCAUAUCCAAAUUCAAGCUGAACUUGAGUUUCAAUCCCAUCUCCAUCAACCAGUCCCAGUUAGUUUUGUUUGCUUUUCAGGAUGCGGUUAAUAGAGUUGCACGACAUCAUAAUAUCAAGCCCCACUGGAUGUUUGCAAUGGACAACAUUAUCCGCCGUGCAGUUCAAGCUGCGGUGACUGUUCUUAAUCCAGAGCUGCAUUCUCACUUUGGGCCUAUCUCAGAGGGCGACGGGGCAGACAGAGAUGGAGAUGAGGUAGAGGAUCACAUCUACCAGCCGAGGGCAGCAUUGCCGGAAAACAAGGGGCAUCCCAUUACCUCGGGAGCAAGUAUCUUUAGUUCCGCCACAUCUCAUCACUUGCGGUGCCAAGGGGAGCCUCUGAGCGUGCAGCUGGGGGAAAUGAAACAGGAGACAAACAGGCUUUUGGAGUUGUUAGCCCAGAAGGAAAAGGAAUAUCAGAAGGUUCUUCAAAAAACAAUCAAGCAGAAAGGCCAGGCCAUAUCCCAACUCCAGUCAAAAUACACAUCAGCACCACUCCACACCCUGGAUCAGGAACUCGUCAGCUGGCUGGAAGAGCAAGGAGCCGAUGCAGAGACUAUAACCAGGUUCUGUGAAGAGGGCUACGCGUUAUCUGACCUUCUCAAAUAUGUCACCAAAGAUGAUUUGCGAACUCUGAAACUCAGAGGAGGAACUAUUUGCCGACUAUGGAAUGCCAUACUAAAAUUCAGGAAAAUAGCCAAAGACUAAAUAAAUGAAAAUGGAAAAUAUACAAUCCAGCUAUUUCAAAGUGAUGUUUUUAAAAAGAAUGACCAAAGAUGCAACCUUUCUGAGGGUAAAUAUGUUUGUGUGUGUCUCUACGUGUAUUGAACUUCAAUUAUUGCACUAAUUUGGAUUGCCAUACAGAUGGUUGUGAAAUCUUUACAAUUCUUAGUCUGUGAAUUUUGUAUACUUAGCUGUACUGACUUACUUCUGAAAGUACUGUUGCCUCUUUAAAUAACCUCCCUGUUCCCAUUACAAAGCAGCACCCUGAGACACCUUUACUUUAGAAGUGAACAUUUUGUAUUAAUAAUAAUUGUCUAUUUUUAGACCAAUAACAUAUUGGUUUUCUAGUAACAAAAAACAGCAAAAGGACCCAUCAUGAUGGAAAUAAUUUAAAAUUACUAUUAUUUGUUGUGCAAAUGAUCAUGUAAAAUUGAUUUCCCCUAUGUAAUAGAACAUGUAUGCUGUUCAUCGAUUUUUCUUUUUAGCUAAUACAUUUGCCACCUGUGCAGGAUCCAUCCAUUCUUUCAGCUGGCAUAAGAGGUGAGGGUUUGAGUUAGCUCAGUAAAUAGAUAUAGAUGGAUUUAAGUAUUGAAAGGAUUGUCAUCUUUUUUCCUAAAAAUGUUAAUUAGUCAAAUGUAACUUAAUGUCAUGGUUUGCCUUAGUUUACUAUCUUGCUAAAUGGUCCUGUCAGAAGGACAUCUUUAACCAACAGUGACUUGAAUGUUUAGUAUUUUUAUAUUACUCUGAAAGUUGUCUCUGAGUAAUUACCUUUAAAAAUGUUUUAUGAUUAAUACUUUUAGUAUUGUGCAUAUAUAAUUGUAAAUAUUGCUUGAAGUGAAAAUAUAUUUCGUUUGCACCGUUGAAACAGAAUGCUAUUCUGCUCUUCAAUCAGAUCAUUGCUGAUUUGUAUUUAUUCAUUAUGCAAAACUAAUUUUUAAUGAUAUGAUUAGUGUAGUUAAAGGUUUUCUGAGUAAAAGAUAUUUUCUUUAUAGUGAAGUGGUUUGAAGUGUCUGGUCAUUUUUCAAUGACCAGCUUUUUUAUGUCAGGAAUUACAAAUUAUUUCUAAAUAGUGUGAGAUGAGCUUUGGGGUCCUCCUAAGUCCCUCCAAGCCAC
Messenger RNA from Mobula hypostoma (lesser devil ray), 5046 nucleotides. RefSeq names its product mitogen-activated protein kinase kinase kinase 15 (gene map3k15). The coding region runs from base 1 to 3918 and encodes 1305 amino acids. Gene Ontology annotation, biological process: cellular response to stress; MAPK cascade; protein phosphorylation. Gene Ontology annotation, molecular function: MAP kinase kinase kinase activity; ATP binding. Lineage: Eukaryota; Metazoa; Chordata; Chondrichthyes; Myliobatiformes; Myliobatidae. The record is from RefSeq and is a predicted model, not a curated record. The transcript is spliced from 28 exons.